Molecule: messenger RNA, 792 nt
Organism: Exaiptasia diaphana
Lineage: Eukaryota; Metazoa; Cnidaria; Anthozoa; Actiniaria; Aiptasiidae
Product: rRNA methyltransferase 2, mitochondrial
Exons: 9
Coding region: 47-778 (243 amino acids)
Biological process (GO): RNA methylation
Cellular component (GO): mitochondrion
Molecular function (GO): rRNA (uridine-2'-O-ribose)-methyltransferase activity
Source: RefSeq, a predicted model, not a curated record
GUCAGUGGUUUUCGAAUAAAAAAAAGCUAGGAUUUAAAAGUUAUAAAUGAAAAGUUUCCAUUUUAUGCACAACAAAGGAGCUCAAUUAAGAAAACUGCCAUUUCAAAGAUGUUUUUCUCAUGGUCAAGUAUCUUUCAAAAAUACAAGCUCAUCAUGGAUAAAGAGGCAUUUAUCUGACCCUUAUGUCAAAAAUGCAGCCAGAGAUGAUUACAGAUGCAGAAGUGCUUACAAAUUGCUAGAGCUAAAUAGUAAAUUCAAUUUCUUGCAGCCUGGAAAAACUGUGAUUGAUUGUGGAGCAAGUCCAGGAUCGUGGACGCAAGUAGCUAUCCAGAAUGUGCACCCCAGCAAACAAGGAUUGAGAAAUGCAAGUCAAGGCAUUGUUAUUGGGAUUGACCUUUUAGAUAUCAAGGAUAUACCAGGAGCAACAUUGUUAAGUGGACAUGAUUUCACAACAAAAGAAACACAAAAAAAGAUUUUAUCUUUACUACCAGAUAAWAGAGCUGAUGUCAUACUCAGUGACAUGGCCCCUAACUCAUCUGGGAAUCACAGCAUGGAUCAUGAGGCCAUUUUGGAAUUGGCAGAAGAUGUUUACCAUUUUGGUAUUAAUGUUCUGAAGAGUGGAGGCACAUUUGUUUGCAAGAUUUGGGACGGAAGGGGGACACAAGAUUUUAUGAAGAAUAUUCAAGUUCAUUUCAAGAGGGUGAAGAAAGUCAAACCACGUGCAAGCAGAAAAGAAUCUGCUGAGAUCUACAUAUAUGCUGAUAGAUUUCAACAAUAAAUAACAAGAACUCA